Messenger RNA from Ipomoea triloba (trilobed morning glory), 1347 nucleotides. Its product is annotated as 1-aminocyclopropane-1-carboxylate oxidase 3-like. Lineage: Eukaryota; Viridiplantae; Streptophyta; Magnoliopsida; Solanales; Convolvulaceae. The transcript is spliced from 4 exons. The record is from RefSeq and is a predicted model, not a curated record. Bases 88 to 1047 code for a protein of 319 amino acids.
AUCCCUCAAGCAAACAUACAGAGUGAGUGACAGAGAGUUGGAGAAAACCUUCCCCCCUUUUUUUUUUAAGAAGAAAGGCAGAGAAAGAUGGCUUCUUUCCCCAUUAUUAACUUGGAGAAGCUUAACACUGAAGAAAGGCCUGCUACCAUGGAACAAAUAAAAGAUGCUUGUGAAAACUGGGGGUUCUUUGAGUUGGUGGAUCAUGGGAUUUCUAUUGAGCUUAUGGACACUGUGGAGAAGAUGACCAAAGAUCACUACAAGAAAUGUAUGGAGCAAAGGUUCAAGGAAAUGGUGGCUGCUAAGGGGCUUGAUGCUGUUCAGACUGAAAUUGAUGAUCUUGACUGGGAAUCCACUUUCUUCUUGAAGCAUCUCCCUGUCUCAAACAUCUCUGAAAUCCCUGAUCUUGAAGAUGAUUACAGGAAGGUUAUGAAGGAAUUUGCACAGGAGCUGGAGAAGCUGGCUGAGAAGCUCUUGGAUUUGCUGUGUGAGAAUCUUGGCCUGGAAAAAGGGUACCUGAAAAAGGCCUUCUAUGGCUCAAAAGGUCCUAACUUUGGCACUAAGGUCAGCAACUACCCUCCAUGUCCCAAGCCAGACCUAAUCAAGGGCCUCCGGGCACACACCGAUGCCGGUGGGAUCAUCCUCCUCUUCCAGGAUGACAAGGUCAGUGGCCUGCAGCUUCUCAAAGAUGACCAGUGGGUCGAUGUCCCCCCUAUGCGCCACUCCAUUGUUGUUAACAUCGGUGACCAGCUCGAGGUGAUAACAAACGGGAAAUACAAGAGCGUGCUGCACCGAGUGAUUGCUCAGACAGACGGCAACAGGAUGUCCUUAGCGUCAUUCUACAACCCGGGGAGCGAUGCUGUGAUCUUCCCGGCACCUGCAUUAGUCGAGAAAGAAGCAGAAGAGAACAAACAGAAGUAUCCCAAAUUCGUGUUUGAGGACUACAUGAAGCUUUAUGCAGGGCUCAAGUUCCAGGCCAAGGAGCCAAGGUUUGAAGCCAUGAAGACCAUGGAAAGCACAGUGAACAGCUCUCCAAUUGCCACUGUUUAAGAAAUAAGCCCCCAACUACAAAGAUGAACAAUUAUGCUGGAGUUUAAUGUAUUGGUACAACACUAAUCAAGUCUGUUAAGGUUGUUUCUGGGUUAUGUACUGUCAUUUGUAGUUUUCAUUAUGGGAUGAAUCAUCAAAUUAGCAAUAUUUUCUAAGCUUGGGUUUUCUCCUGAAGGCAAUAAUCCUUACUGGUGCAGUUUAAUAUAAAAUAAUCUCAGCUACUGUAUGAUGUGUGUGUGUGUGUGCUCCUUCACAUAAAAGGGAAUGUCUUGAAUAACAUCUUAUCUUAAAAGUCAAAAA